UUCCCCGGCGCCGGCUCCUUCGCCUUAGUCGGGCAGUGUUGUGAUCACGUGGCCAGCUCCAGGCGCGGCGCCUGUUUUGGUUUUUCUUUGGCUUGCUUGGGGCAGCUGCGGCGCGAGCGACUUUCCCGGUUCGGUUGCCUUUUCGGGCUUUCUUGGCCCGCAUUUUGCAAGCCCCUUGGGGCUGGUUCCUGCCAUGCCGCUGGUCCGCUACAGGAAGGUGGUCAUCCUCGGGUACCGCACUGUAGGGAAGACAUCUUUGGCACAUCAGUUUGUGGAAAGUGAGUUCUUGGAAGGAUACGAUCCUACAGUGGAGAACACUUACAGCAAGAUAGUGACUCUUGGCAAAGAUGAGUUUCACCUACACCUAGUGGACACAGCUGGUCAGGACGAGUACAGCAUUCUUCCCUACUCAUUCAUCAUUGGGGUCCAUGGUUAUGUGCUUGUGUAUUCUGUCACCUCUCUGCAUAGCUUCCAAGUCGUUCAGAGUCUGUACCAGAAGCUACACCAAGGGCAUGGGAAGACCCGGUUGCCAGUGGUGCUCGUGGGCAACAAGGCAGAUCUUUCUCCAGACAGAGAGGUGCAUGAAGUCCAAGGGAAGAAACUAGCAGAAUCCUGGGGCGCAACAUUUAUGGAGUCUUCUGCUCGAGAGAAUCAGCUGACUCAAGAUGUCUUCAUCAAAGUCAUCCACGAGAUUGCCCGUGUGGAGAAUUUCUAUGAGCAAGAGAGUCGGUGCUAUCUCAUGUGAACCCUUGGUCAUGGGGUGACCGCCUCAUUUCUGCCCUUGGUACUUGGUAGGCUUCGGUGGGGGCAGACCCUUGGGACUUCACGGGUGUGGUUGCCAGUGUGUCUGGCCCUCUGAGCACACAGUGUGGUACCCUCAUAUUUGCACACUUUCCCCAGGUCAGUGGCCUGGGUGUCAAUGUUUACAAACAGGUAGGGAUGUCUCAUGGACACUGGUCCCCAUCCCCCUGUUUUUGCUAAAUGAAUUCUGUUACAAUUUGUGGGGUUGGUAUUUGAGUAUUUGAGUCCUGGGCAUUGUUUAUGUAGGGCUGAUCCUGUGUAGGUUUUGGGUGUUGGGUGGGUAAGGAGAGCUAGGAACUCCUGAGAUAGAGUUGGCUCUGUGGGGCGACAAUGUAUAUAUGCAAAUAAAAUGAGAAAUCCGUUGUUGUUGAUUUCUUUGUACCUAGGAGAGCCUGGGCAAUAUUGUAUCUUCUUUUCCAAGGAGUAAUGGCUGUGGUAUUUGGUGGGGAUCUUUCCUCCUAUCUCAUUCCUAUUCCUUAUUUAUUAAGGACCAAUACUCUAAGACUUACUGGUUGCUUUUCUCACCUUCCUAUUCUGUUGGGUUCUCCCUAUACUGUACGGUUUGUUGGCUGCCCCACCCAUCCAAGUUUGAUCUUUUAACUGCAGAAACACCACCCUCUAGUGGCCAGCUGCCACAUGCUGACCUAGCUGUCCUUGAACCUUGGCAUCUGCUGCAACUCAGUGGGUAGGAUUUGGGGAGGAGGAAGGAAGCCCUUCACUCCCAAGGAGAGUUGGGUGUGGUGGUGCAUGU
Molecule: messenger RNA, 1552 nt
Organism: Heterocephalus glaber (naked mole-rat)
Lineage: Eukaryota; Metazoa; Chordata; Mammalia; Rodentia; Bathyergidae
Gene: Rhebl1
Product: RHEB like 1
Biological process (GO): signal transduction
Cellular component (GO): membrane
Molecular function (GO): GTPase activity; GTP binding
Source: RefSeq, a predicted model, not a curated record